AUGGUCCUCUCACUAUCAUACCGUCGUCCGGCCUAUGUUACCUCCUCCCGCGAUUCGCUUGGGUCCGAGUCGGACGGCCGAGUCGAGUCCAUCAAUUCCGGCUCCAGCUGCCCCUAUGGCAUUCCAGAUGCCCUCUCCUUUGACAGAAUCAUCAGCGGCGGAACUUGUCCUCCUGUGACCACGCGUGAAUUCAUGGACUUCCUGCGUUACAUUGAGUACGACGCCGAGAAUCUGCAAUUCUACCUGUGGUAUCACGACUAUUGCAAGCGCUUCAACGAGCUUUCCGACCACGAGAAAAAACUUGCCCCUGAGUGGACUGCAGACCAAGCAUUGGCGGAGAAGACGCAGGGUGAAAAAGAGAAACUUCCCAAGAAAAUGACAAGUGCUGCUGCUUCAGUGUUGAAAGGGACAGAUUUCGAUCCCCAUGCGAAACUCGCUCCCCCGGACACUGCUUCUAAUCCAUUCAACACGCCUCCCAGAACCUCUUCAGUCUCCGCCACAGACCAAGGCAGCCUGGUCCCCUCGAAUCUCGGCUACAGUGAGGACGGUACGACUCUCAGAACAGGAACCACCGAGCACGGGAAAAGAGCCGAGAUCGCAUUUGAGGAAGCGGGAACUCUUCAGCCGUUCACCAUCCAACCUUUUCGGGAGGAAAUCUCACGCAUCAUCGCCAUCUAUCUAGCUGAUGGUGGGGCGAGAUUACUGAAUCUGUCAGCUAAGGAGAAAGCUGUCCUCGUGAAGGCCCUGUCUGUGACCACUCACCCUUCAGCGUUUCGCGAUGUCAUUGCUACGGUCGAAUGGACUCUUCGUCAUCAAGCUCAUCCGAAUUUCAUCCGCUGGACGAUCUGUAACGGCAACAAACCGAGACAGGCCUUUGCAAGAUUCCUAGGUGUGGCCGGAAUCGUUGGCGGCAUCGUCUACGGCAUUGUCAUCACACUGAGUUCAGCCAAUCGAGGCUGGCGGGCACUGGUCUUUCUCGGUCUCUUUAUCGGCAUUGCGACCCUGUUUGCCGCUUGGAAGGGCAUGUGCGUUGUUCUGCAUGGCAUGCAUCACCGACAUCUUCGGCCAUGGGAGCUUUUCGGUGAUGAAGAUGACGCUUCUCCAGAGAAAAAAACUUCGUUUGACAGCUUGGGCUCUUCCAAUAGCUAUGAAGACGAGCCUUGGGUAGCCAAAUAUGAGAAGCGCAACAUCAUACGCAAGAUCUUUGACCGCGAAGUCUGGAUCCAGGAGCCUGCGCUGCGUCAGAUCCAAGACACCAUCUUCGUCCAAGCUCUCAUCACUGCGUUUGUCAUUGGAGCGAUCACGACUGCUAUAUUUCUCGCGGUCCCCCGCGGUAACUUCUACUGA
Messenger RNA from Fonsecaea nubica, 1347 nucleotides. RefSeq lists its product as hypothetical. Bases 1 to 1347 code for a protein of 448 amino acids. Lineage: Eukaryota; Fungi; Ascomycota; Eurotiomycetes; Chaetothyriales; Herpotrichiellaceae. The transcript is spliced from 5 exons. The record is from RefSeq and is a predicted model, not a curated record.